AUGAUCUCUCCCUCGCACAUCAUCGGGGCACUCGUCCGUCGAGGGCUGGAGACUGCCCCCCAGCAUCUGGCUAAGCGGGAGGAUGUCAAACGUGUGGUCUUCUCUCUACCUUUUGCAGCCUUUACCGUUCUCACUCUGAUCUUCAUCGUGGGACUCAUCGCUAUCGACUAUACAUAUGGCCGUGUUGUGACUACGCUGACGAUCAUCGAGGAUCCCAACCCGGCGGCGGCUGCGUCUCUGCCCAGUUACAGCGACGUGGUCGAGGACGGUCCAAAAGGCGCCACUAUCGAUAAGAAGCAGCAGCAGCAGCCCCUUGGUCAGCCUGAAAUUGAGGCACUUCCCACGGCCUAUAAACCCAUCACCAGCGGGCUCCGCUCGACGACCAAACAUCUGCGUACUCGCGGUGGCCCCCGGGCCCGAUUCCGUGGGUUUACUUACUAUGUAGCCCUGACUCUUACCCGCGGUCUCUUGACAGGUUUGAUUGGCUUUAUGGGGGCUGUUGCUCCAGUCAUUGCAGAUGUUGCCGUUUCGACCAUGAUUCUCGCCUGGAUCCACGCCGUUAUCGCUGCACCCAGCUCCAAGUCCUGGUGCCAACGCUUCCCAUCAAUCCGUAAGAAUUGGAUCAAGAUGGCACCAGCCGUUUUCAUCUCGACAGUAGCCUCGCAGCUGAGCUUCCACGUUCCGGUUGCUAUUGGAGUGAUGUUCGGUGGUUUCCGUUACGACGGGCGUGGCAUGUACUCUCUUGCUGAGCCCCGUCCCAUCUACUUUGCGCAUGCCGGCGGCGCCGUGGUUCUGUCACUGAUCUUGGGCCUGGUGCUUGACCUCCCUGCUUCUGUGAUGAUGGUCCGGGUUGCAGCCUCUCUGUUGCCCGCGGACGACGAGACCAUCGUCCCCUUCGACCGAACCUUUAACGGCAAGGUGACUUCUGUGGACGCUGAUGGUGCCGGCCUCGUUGGCAUCCUCGAUGCCUGGAAGACCUUCAGCUGGGCCUCCUUCCGACGCCUGCUCAUGAAUCUAGUCAAGACUUGUGGCCUGAUCGCGGCUGCAUGUCUGGUUUAUGGUAUCGUUGGCGGCGUCGGGUUCGCCCUGUUCGCACCUGACGGUCCCAAGGCCUUCAUUGCUUCUAUGGGCCCUGCAGUCUGA
Messenger RNA from Trichophyton benhamiae CBS 112371, 1143 nucleotides. RefSeq lists its product as uncharacterized. Lineage: Eukaryota; Fungi; Ascomycota; Eurotiomycetes; Onygenales; Arthrodermataceae. Bases 1 to 1143 code for a protein of 380 amino acids. The transcript has 2 exons. The record is from RefSeq and is a predicted model, not a curated record.